UCUUUUUGAGAUUGAGGUCACCUUAUGUGUACCCUUUCAUCCAAUGAUUGGCCUGUUUAUUUUUGUGCUAAGUUUGGGUGAGACAUCAUGGCUGAACACCAGAGACAGCGCUCUCUAUCCACAGCUGGCGAGUCACUGUAUCAUGUCCUGGGGGUUGACAAGGUGGCCACAAAUGAUGAUAUUAAAAAGUCUUACAGGAAAUUGGCCUUAAAGUAUCACCCUGACAAGAACCCAGACAAUCCAGAAGCAGCUGACAAAUUUAAAGAGAUAAACAAUGCCCAUGCAAUUCUGAAUGACCCCACCAAACGAAAUAUUUAUGACAAAUACGGCUCGCUGGGUCUCUAUGUGGCUGAGCAGUUUGGAGAGGAAAACGUCAACACAUACUUUGUCCUGUCAAGCUGGUGGGCAAAGGCUCUGUUUGUUUUGUGUGGAGUGGCGACGGGCUGCUACUUCUGCUGCUGCCUGUGCUGCUGCUGUAACUGCUGCUGUGGCCGGUGUAAACCUCGGCCCAGAGAGGCCCCGGACCAAGAGUUUUACAUGUCUCCUGAAGACCUGGAGGCCCAGCUGCAGUCUGACGAGAGAGAGGCCGGUGGGGACCCCAUAGUUCUGCAGCCCUCAGCAACAGAGACCACCCAGCUCACAUCGGACGGGCACUACUCGUACCACACUGACACUGGCUUCAACUAACCAUUCACCCCCAAAACUACGCCCCUGGUCCUGCCUGUGUCCCUUCUGUGUACCAGUGAGAGGCAAUCCAUUUUACACUUCACAAAGAAAGCCAUGCAGAAGAGGGAACAAGAGAGCAUGGCUUAAAAUACAAACUAUUGCAGACAUAUCCUUCCCCCUUACAUCCUAUUUGAUUGGUAGUUUUGCAUACAAUUCAAGUGCAAAUUGCAAAACAACUAAAUUAUUUCCAUGAACAAAACAGUCCCCUGCAGUAUGUGUUGCGUCAUGUAGUAGCAUGCACUCUUGGUUACCAGAAAAUCACCAGAAUAACAUUACUAUGGCAACGAUUUACUUUGCAAACUUCAUAUGUGCAAUGUGUUUAAAAUAGAACAAUUUACUGCAAAGAUGAUAUAAAGAGAAGAUUUAUUAUAGAAAGCUGUGGCUCAGGGAAGAGUCACUUGAAGAUAUGUCUGUUUGUAACUAGGUUAGUGCCACCAA
Molecule: messenger RNA, 1164 nt
Organism: Boleophthalmus pectinirostris (great blue-spotted mudskipper)
Lineage: Eukaryota; Metazoa; Chordata; Actinopteri; Gobiiformes; Gobiidae
Gene: dnajc5aa
Product: DnaJ (Hsp40) homolog, subfamily C, member 5aa
Exons: 4
Coding region: 88-687 (199 amino acids)
Biological process (GO): regulation of synaptic vesicle cycle
Cellular component (GO): membrane; intracellular membrane-bounded organelle; presynapse
Source: RefSeq, a predicted model, not a curated record